Indicator indicator is the source of this 3155-nucleotide messenger RNA. It is a transcript of the gene POLR1B, whose product is annotated as RNA polymerase I subunit B. Gene Ontology annotation, biological process: DNA-templated transcription. Gene Ontology annotation, molecular function: DNA binding; ribonucleoside binding; DNA-directed RNA polymerase activity. The transcript has 13 exons. NCBI's taxonomy places the organism in Eukaryota, Metazoa, Chordata, Aves, Piciformes, Indicatoridae. Gene Ontology annotation, cellular component: RNA polymerase I complex; nucleus. The coding region runs from base 16 to 3006 and encodes 996 amino acids. The record is from RefSeq and is a predicted model, not a curated record.
GGGUAUAUUCCCAUCAUGGUGAAGUCCAAGUUGUGCAACCUCUAUAAUCUUUCUCCACAAGACCUCGUACAGCACCAUGAGGAGGAAGAGGAAAUGGGAGGCUACUUCAUAAUUAAUGGCUUAGAAAAGGUUAUUAGGAUGCUGAUUAUGCCCAGGAGAAAUUUCCCUAUUGCAGUGACAAGACACAAAUGGAAAAGCAGAGGUCCUGGUUUCACAGAGUAUGGACUAAUGAUGCACUGUGUUAAGGAUGAGCACACUGCCACAAAUAUGAACCUUCACUACUUGGAGAACGGUUACGUCAUGGUCAACUUCUUUUUUCAGAAAGAGUUGUUCUUUGUUCCCUUGGGAUUUGCUCUGAAGGCAUUGGUUGAUUUCUCAGACUAUCAGAUUUUUGAAGAGUUGGUCAGAGGAAAAGAAGGUGACACCUUCUACGUGAACAGCGUUACUGAGAUGAUGAGAGCAGUCGUGGAUGCAGGCUGCUUUACACAGCAAAAUGUCCUGGAGUACCUGGGCAAGAGCUUCAGAGUAAAACUUAACCUUCCUGAGUGGUACAGCAAUGAGCAGGCAGCAGAAUUCAUUUUGAACAACUGCAUCUGCAUACACCUGACAAACAGAACUGAGAAGUUCUACCUGCUGUGUAUGAUGACCCAGAAGCUGUAUGCCCUGGCCAAAGGGGAGUGCAUGGAGGAUAAUCCAGACAGCCUCAUGAAUCAGGAAGUGCUGACCCCAGGACAGCUUUUCCUUAUGUUCUUAAAGGAGAGGCUUGAAAGCUGGUUGCAAUCUGUUAAGUUUGUUUUGGAGAAAAGAACAGAAAAAACAGAGGUCAGGAUAAAUGAAGACAGCUUGGUGAAGGCCUUUAGCCUGGCAGCAGACUUCUCCAAGCCGUUUGAAUAUCUUCUUGCAACUGGUAACCUGCGAACUAAAACAGGCCUGGGCAUGCUGCAGAACAGUGGUCUGUGUGUGGUGGGGGACAAGCUGAACUUCAUUCGCUACCUUUCGCACUUCCGAUGCGUGCACAGAGGAGCAGCCUUUGCUCAGAUGAGAACUACGACUGUCCGCAAGCUGCUGCCUGAAUCCUGGGGCUUCCUCUGCCCUGUGGACACCCCAGAUGGAGAGCCCUGUGGCCUGAUGAACCACAUGACAGCAGUGUGUGAGAUAGUGACAGAGAUGGUGCCCACAAUAGACAUUCCACCUCUGUUAUGUUCCUUGGGUGUCAGCCCCAUUGAUGCAACUCCAAGCAAGCCUUACUCAGAGUGUUACAGAGUUGUGUUGGAUGGCUCUGUGGUGGGCUGGGUAGAGGAGGAGCUGGCUCCUGAGAUUGCAGAAACUCUUCGCCGUUUCAAGAUCACCCAGGAGAAGAGAUUCCCUGCGCGGGCAGAAGUGGUCCUCAUCCCCAUGACGGGGAAGCCCAGUCUGUACCCUGGGCUGUUCGUUUUCACUACCCCUUGCCGAAUGGUGCGGCCUGUCAGGAACCUCUUCUAUGGAAGGAAUGAAUGGAUUGGUACUCUGGAACAGAUCUUCAUGAAUGUGGCCACACUGGAGUCAGAGGUGGUUCCUGGAGUGACCACUCACCAAGAGCUCUUCCCUCACAGCAUUCUGAGUGUGGUAGCCAACCUCAUCCCCUUCUCUGACCACAAUCAGAGUCCACGGAACAUGUACCAGUGCCAGAUGGGAAAGCAAACCAUGGGGUUUCCAGUGUAUAACUACAAGGACCGUUCAGAUAACAAACUCUACCACCUUCAUACCCCCCAGAGCCCUCUGGUGCGGCCCAGCAUGUAUGACUAUUAUGGUAUGGACAGCUAUCCCAUUGGCACCAAUUCAGUUGUGGCUGUCAUAUCCUACAGCGGCUAUGACAUGGAAGAUGCAAUGAUUGUGAACAAAUCUUCCUGGCAGAGAGGGUUUGCCUACGGAAGUGUUAUCAAGAUGGAGAGCGUUGACCUUUCCCUGAAAGCUAGCAGGGCAGGAGAUAAUUUAGUGUUUGGCAUCAGACCUGGGGAUCCUAAUCUUACAGAGAAGCUGGAUGCAGAUGGACUGCCUUUUGUUGGCUCCAUCCUACAGCCUGGAGACCCCUUCUACAGCUUCAUGAACCUCAGCACGGGGGAGACCUUCACUGUGAACUACCCGAACAAGGAAGUCGGCAUUGUGGACAGCGUCAGGUUAUGCAGUAACGACCGCGGCACCGGCAAAUUCAAGAAGGUUUGCAUCACCGUGAGGGUUCCCAGGAACCCAACCGUGGGAGACAAAUUUGCUAGCCGGCACGGCCAGAAAGGGAUCCUGAGCCAGCUGUGGCCAGCUGAGGACAUGCCCUUCACGGAGAACGGGAUGGUUCCCGACAUCCUCUUCAACCCUCACGGCUUCCCCUCGCGGAUGACCAUUGGGAUGUUAAUUGAGAGCAUGGCCGGGAAGUCGGCAGCGCUGCACGGCGUCUCCUACGAUGCCACCCCCUUCACCUUCACGGAGAAGAACUCUGCUUUGAAAUACUUCGGGGAGACCUUAGCGAGCGCAGGUUACAACUACUUCGGGACGGAAAAGAUGUACAGCGGCAUCAGUGGCCUGGAGCUGGAGGCAGACAUCUUCGUGGGAGUGGUCUACUACCAGCGCCUGCGCCACAUGGUCUCCGACAAGUUCCAGGUGAGGACGACGGGGCCCAGGGAUGCUGUCACCAACCAGCCCGUCAAAGGGAGGAACGUGGAAGGCGGGAUCCGCUUCGGCGAGAUGGAACGCGAUGCCCUGCUGGCUCACGGGACCUCCUUCCUGCUGCAGGACCGCCUCUUCAACUGCUCCGACGGCUCCGUAGCCUAUGUCUGCAUGAGCUGUGCCAGCAUGACGUCUCCUGUGCUGGAGAAACCACCGCACUCCACCUCCCUGACCAGCAAUAGGAGGUACUCCUGCUCUGUCUGCAAGGAGGUGGACAGUAUCGAAGCCGUCCCUGUGCCCCAUGUCUUCCGUUACUUUGUGGCAGAGCUGGCAGCCAUGAACAUAAAAACAAAGCUGAAGGUGGAGUAGCUGUGUCCUCAGGCAGGGUGAUGCUGCUGUUGGGAGGCAAGAAAGAAGCAGGUGGCAGUCCUGCAUUUGCCCCGCCAUGUUUCCCCACCAGGGGUUUCAAGAGUUCAAGUUCUCAAGUUCUUUAAUUCGAUGUUUUGUAUUGAGAGGAG